Cladophialophora immunda is the source of this 888-nucleotide messenger RNA. RefSeq lists its product as uncharacterized. NCBI's taxonomy places the organism in Eukaryota, Fungi, Ascomycota, Eurotiomycetes, Chaetothyriales, Herpotrichiellaceae. The coding region runs from base 1 to 888 and encodes 295 amino acids. The transcript has a single exon. The record is from RefSeq and is a predicted model, not a curated record.
AUGGAUUCUCCCCACCGUGAUUGUCAUUGCCCGCACUGUUCCACCGGUUCCAGCAAACGCACCCAAAGCCAACAACCAGUGCCUCAUCCAGGGGAACAAACGGUCAAGGUCCUCAAAUUCUCCGCCCGCGACGUCUUCCCUGUCAUCAGAGUCUUGGAUGCUCCUGUGCGUCUCGCGUCCAGAAUGGCCAAGAGCAUGAAUCCAUUUCCCAUCCGCCUCGAGAGGAAUGUUGCCGCCCCGCCGUAUGAGAGAGGGUGGACCUACGUCGAGCGCAGAAACGGUCAGCUCUGUGUGGUGAGAAAUCGGAAGGACGUCUUUCGCCUCCAUCGGCCGUCGAAGAAGAAGAGAGCCCCGCCACCUCCGAGAGACACGGGGCGAGAACCAGAGAGACACGUGAUUAUUGUACACGACGAGGAUUUGGAUGUCAUCAAUCGCCAUCACCGUGUCCGUCCGGAAGGAGACAGGCUGUUCGUGGAGGUAAUUCAGGAAAGAGAUGGGCGAGGAGACCCGGGCGACCACGGCAAUUCAGCCGCUCGACCGCGCCCGAGAAUCGAGGUCCGCAGACCUCUCAACGCGACACCGCCCUCGUCUCCAAUCUUCGAAGCGCACCACGGCGAAUCUUUCCCCUUUCGAAUCGUGCACAAAAUUCCCGUGGACCGAGCUCGCCUUCGUCGUGUCAGGCCUGUCCAAGUCAUCCACGACCCUCUCCAAUGUCCUCCGCCCAACGAUGCCAAUGACGACGACUGCUACGAGGAACUCUUCGAUCCGGUCGACCUACCCGCCCGGGAGCCCCGACCCUAUCACAUCCCGGAACCCGAGAACUCUGUGUGGGAUGAGGGCAUGAAUGCAUGGGUUGUCCGACGCUCGCCGAAAGUGAGAUUUUCCUGA